Aspergillus versicolor CBS 583.65 is the source of this 2070-nucleotide messenger RNA. Its product is annotated as putative arsenite efflux transporter ArsB-like. Gene Ontology annotation, cellular component: membrane. The record is from RefSeq and is a predicted model, not a curated record. Gene Ontology annotation, biological process: transmembrane transport. The transcript has 3 exons. NCBI's taxonomy places the organism in Eukaryota, Fungi, Ascomycota, Eurotiomycetes, Eurotiales, Aspergillaceae. Bases 1 to 2070 code for a protein of 689 amino acids.
AUGGCGGACGAACUUGACACAAAUCGCAUCAAAGACUGGCGAUCGAUCAUCACCCUGAUUGUCUUUGUGCUCGCCAAUAUUGUCGUUCUCUUCCCCUUCCACGUCCCGAUUUACAUUCCUCGCUCUUUUGCAAAUGCGAUACUACGUGGCCUGAGUUCACUGCGAGUGAUUGAACCCCGUCAAUAUGGCCACCAUGAUGGCCGAUUUGUGCGCCUCAACUUCCCCUUCAACUUCGUCACGGCGCCCUUAAUUGCAGAUCUCUUCCUUCUGGCCAUUCUGGCGAUUGGACGCAAGGAGGUGCAUGAUGGGACCAUCGAGGCUGACAAUAUCUCGCCCAUUGAUAUUAUGGUCUUCUUUUUCUCCCUUGCAUAUAUCGCCAUCUCCAUUGAUGCGUCCGGCCUCAUCCGCUACCUAGCCUUCAAGGUGCUGCAAAAGGGCGGCAAGGUCGGACAUCGCCUGUUCUUCUAUCUUUAUGCAUUUUUCUUCAUCCUGGGCAGUUUCAUCGGUAAUGAUCCUAUUAUUCUGUCUGGCACCGCGUUCCUGGCCUACAUGACCCGGGUGUCCAGCAAUAUCGUGCAUCCUCGAGCGUGGAUAUACACCCAGUUCGCCGUCGCCAACAUCGCAUCGGCCAUCUUGGUCACUUCGAACCCAACUAACCUUGUUCUGACGAGUGCGUUCCAGAUCAAGUUCAUUGAUUACACGGCGAACAUGAUCGUUCCCGUUGUUAUCACGGCGAUCGUGCUGUUUCCGUUUUUACUGUACAUCAUCUUCGCCGACGAGUCGCUUGUCCCGUUAUCAAUCGAAAUGCACGAACUUCCAGAGGACGUCAGAUCCAAAAAGCCAGUUAACCCUAAUAUCCCAAAUGCGCGUGGAAACGCGGAGGAGCAGGAAAAGGAGGCGGCGGCGACCGGCCAGGAAGAUAAACUGCUGUCCCUCGAGGAGAUCCUUAACCCUUUCCUUGACAAGAGAGGGGCGGCCUUUGGUGCCGUCAUCAUGGCUGCGACACUCAUUACUGUACUGGCUUUAAAUGCAGCAAGUCAAGGCCGUACUCAUCCUGUCUUCUGGGUCACUCUGCCGGCUGCGUUUGUGCUCUUUUGCUGGGAUAUCGCGUAUGGGUGGCAUCACCGCCAUGAGACCCGCAACAUCGCACGGAAAGGCCGAGAGGACGUGGAACGUAUGCGGGCGCAAGGAAUUUUUCACGGUGAAGAGAUGACCAGUGACAGUUCUGAUCCUCAGUCUACAGGAGCGUUGAGAGUUCCUUCAGCAGUGGUGCUUGACCCGAUGGACUGUGAAGCAUCCAUUCCCCCGUCUACUGCAUCAGCUCAGGCAUCUCCUAAUGUUAUCAGUGCGCUGGAUGAAAAGCAAGGGUUGGGCCUCGCAAACGUCAAUUCUCUUCUGCCAAACCCAGUCAGUCCUGCCAAGGCAAAGGAAAUGCAGCCACCCUUGUCGAAUAUAACCGAGCAUGAUAAAAGCAAGACACUGGAGUCCCUCGCGAUUAGUACCUACCGCUGGCUGCAGGAGACAUUUCCAACUGUUACGGCUGUAGUUUCACAUAUGCCUUUUGCGCUAGUCCCAUUCGCCUUUGCCAUGUUUAUCCUCGUGCAGGCACUGGCCACUAAGGGAUGGAUUGAGGUAUUUGCAUACGGAUGGGACCAUUGGGUCAACCGAACUGGCACUAUUGGGGCCAUAGGCGGAAUGGGCUUUCUCUCUGUGAUACUGUGCAAUUUCGCCGGCACCAAUAUCGGCACAACCAUCCUUCUUUCACGAGUGGUCCAGACAUGGCAAUCCAUCCACGAGGCAAAUGGCAUUCCCAUCAGCGACCGAACAUUCUGGGCCACGGUCUACAGCAUGGCUCUCGGGGUCAACUACGGGGCGUUCAGCACGGCUUUCAGUGCCUCGCUGGCUGGUCUGUUAUGGCGCGAUAUCCUCGCGCGCAAGCAUAUCCAUGUUCGCAGUUUGGAUUUUGCCAUGGUUAACUUGCCUAUCAUUGCUAUCUCUAUGGCUGUUGGGUGUGCGGUGCUUGUUGGUGAGGUUUAUAUUAUGCGCGACAAUUCUCCAUAUAAUUCGUAG